CCUAAAUUUGCUCACAAAUGCAACACCUUCCCCUGGUCCUGUUGGGUCCAUUGCCCAACACAGAGCUACCCCUGUUGGGCCCAGUGCCCAACAUCAAAUUGGCCCAGAGACUCCAAGUUUUGUUAUUCCUCCUGACAGCCUAUGUGUUUUUUGUGUCCUCAAAGACAGAGUUGCAGACCGUGUGUCCAGUCUGUGGCCAUAAUUUUCCUCCCGAUGACCUGGAGGAACAUGCAAGCGAGUGUGGAGAGAGCAAAGCUGACUUCAUUCCUUCAACUUCAUCUUCAGAACAAAAGAUGAGCAUUUCUAGCCUUGAUGAUGUCCUGCAGGCCAUCUCUGCUGCUGUUAACAAUGAGGAAGAAUUUCCUCUCACUGUAUCAAGAUCCCAUGUGGUGGAGCAGGACCUUGCUCGAUGGAAGGGACAAAAGAAGAUACCACAAAAUCUCAGGUGGGAUUUGAAGAGGGCGGUUGCAGCAUGCAAACCCAAGAAUAUUACUGAACUAGAGGCCAUUGCACAUGAGGAAUGGGCAAAGAUUCCUCAGAAACGCUGCCAGAAGCUGAUGGUGUCUGGUUAUACAUCUCAUUUGCAGCAGGUCGUAACAGCAAAAGGGUGUUCUACUAAGUUCUAA
Molecule: messenger RNA, 626 nt
Organism: Pimephales promelas (fathead minnow)
Lineage: Eukaryota; Metazoa; Chordata; Actinopteri; Cypriniformes; Leuciscidae
Source: RefSeq, a predicted model, not a curated record